AUGGGCCGCUGGUCGCAAUACGAUACGGACGAGGAGCGGUUGCCCUCGGGCAUGACCCGCAUAGGCUACGAUGCCGAUGACCAGACGUACACGUUCCGCGAUGCCGACGGCAGCAUCUGGGAGAGCGCCCCGGGCAGCCAAUACGGCGGUCUUCACCGAGUGUCGGGACCGCCGGCUCCGCGCCAGCAACAGCAGUCUACCCACUACGAAGCGGGAGACGGAGAAAACGACAACGACGGCUUGCUUGAACAGCCGCCUCCGCCGUACACGGAGGACCCGGAGGACCCGACUACCAAGGCGUCGUGGCGAGCCGAGAUGAUGCCCUUGUUCAACUUUUUCAUGAUUGUCGGGCUGUUCCUCAUUGGUGUCUUCUUUUACCUCCGAGCCACGGCCCGCCAAAUGGAUGACAGGCUACGACAGGGCCAGUGCGGAACAGACGGCGUGCCCUAUACAAUCCACCAUGGAGAUACGUGCUGGGAUAUCGCCAAUGCCAGGGACUCUUCAGUCGAGACACUCUUGGGGUUGAAUACGAAUCUCGACUGUGAUAGGCUACAGGUUGGAAAGUCAAUCUGCGUCCCAGAGGCUUGA
This is a messenger RNA of Pestalotiopsis fici W106-1, 588 nucleotides long. RefSeq lists its product as uncharacterized. The transcript has a single exon. NCBI's taxonomy places the organism in Eukaryota, Fungi, Ascomycota, Sordariomycetes, Amphisphaeriales, Sporocadaceae. The record is from RefSeq and is a predicted model, not a curated record. Bases 1 to 588 code for a protein of 195 amino acids.